AUGGAAACUUUCGUCUUAGUCUGGCAAUGGGGAAAGAAUAUGUCUGGUACCUGAGUUGUCUUGGAAGUUGCUCGUUCGUAAAGCUUAAUGACCAUGUUCUUUGAGUUCCGAGACGAUGGGAAAGCUGAUCGCAGCUUCGCUAACUCUUGUUAGACAUGGUGAAACGGUUGCUAAUCGAGAAAACAUCAUUCAAGGACAGAUUGACACAUGUUUAUCGGAAACUGGUCGUCAGCAGGCGCUGAUGGUUGGCAGUCGUCUUCAGAAUGAACGGUGGACGCACGUGUUCGCUAGCGACCUCAGUCGAGCAACCCAGACAGCUCAGGUUAUUGUUGAGGCCAACAAGUACAACCACUGCUCUAUCAUCAGUGACCGGCGUCUCAGAGAAAGGAAAUAUGGUGUCAUGGAGGGCAAAACGUUUCGGGAAUUGACGGCAGCUGCCAAGAGCAAGAGUGUGACAGUGACCAACUUCACGCCAUGUGGUGCAGAGCAUAUAGAGGAGGUUCGGAAAAGAGCAAAGUCAUUUUUCCACGACCUUCUUGAUCUGUUGAAGAACAAUGCCGUGGAGGAGGUGGACUACACUCCGGCCUCCAUCAAAACACGAGUGAGUCACAGCCUCAACAAUAGUGUCAACCCCAACACAGACUCCACCCUGGCUGGCCACAGCGACAGCAACAGUAAUCUCAGCAACAAAAGCUGUCUCCCAGACGCACCAGACAAACCAGAGAGUAUAUCGAAACGGCCACGUCAUGAAGAUGGGUCUGCGGUGGAUCAACAUACAGGUGUGUUACAGACUGCCCCGUGUGCUAGUGGCAACCAGCCAGCAAAUAAAACACCAAGAACUAACGAUAGCCCACCUAAAAGUCAGGCUAAACAAACUUCUCAUAACGAAAGUGAUGGCCGGAUAAAAAAUAAUAAUUGUGAAGACGAUGGAUCGGGAUGUGGCAGGAAGGUUGUGAAAGCGGGUUUCCCGGACGACGAUGAGUUUGGCUGUCCUAAUAUCUCCGUUUCACCGCACACCUGUGAUGAUGAUGACUCAUCGCAAGUUCAUUUUUACACAGACAAUGCCAACCCAAGGGAGAUAAUUUCACACCGACACCCCGCCUCCAUAUAUGGUCGAUUCAAUGACUCUGAAAUCAAAACGAUCAUCAAACCAACGAAAACUGCCGCACCCGACUGCCCCAACGUGUCUCUCUCGCCACUACUAGAGCACCGUCUUCCCAGCGUCUCUAGUGUCAGCUCGGGUCGGAAUAGCAGUUUCGACGACACUGACGGCACCCCUCUUUUCAUUGCCGAGGUUCUCGUUGUUAGCCAUGGUGGACUUCUCAAGGAGCUGAUUCGACACAUGAUUGAGGACUUCAAAUGCAGGAUGCCGGGCGGCAAGGGCCAUGCACUGCGUGUCGGUCCCAACGCAAGUCUGUCGAAGUUUACCAUAACUGUUGACGAAGUCUCCGAUAAACCCAUCAUAACCUGUCUGCGGCUUCACGAUAAAGACCACUUACUGUCAAUGGAUAUUCCAGAUGCACAAGGAACGUUAUAGUGGCACCUAUCCUGCCGUGAAACAUGCAUUUCGAAAGUAGUUGUUCAUCCUUAGAAAAGAUUCCUUUGUUAUAAUUAAGGGGGUAUUGUAUCACGUAGUAGAUUGCUAGUUACAUGAAGCGACUUAAAAAACACACCGGUAUACACAAGAUGUUAUUAUUCAUGAGUAACCUGUGUUUUCAAAUAGAAUUUUAGUGGGAAAUCUUGGGUUAAUUAAUUAAAUAUUAAUUAAUUAGUAACAGUUGGACGUGUUGAUAGCAAGACAUUUUGUGCCUAAAUACAUUUGGGGUUAGGGGAGGGUAGUGAUAUUAGUCACAUGGUAUUAAUUUUUAUUAGUCUUAAUUUCAAGCUUGCUGCGUUAAUUACAGUCUGUUCUGUCCUCUUUAAUUAGUCAAUGGAGCUUUCCAACACAGGUUACGAAGAUUCCCAAUAAUGGUCAAACAUUGGGCAGAAGGGUUAUAUCGGUUAUAAUUAACACAGGUUUUCUUAGUUUUCAGUUUACCCAGCUUCACUUUAUUAGCAAUUAGCUGCAACAAGAGAUACAUCUUCAGAGUUAUGUAUAGUUGUAUGAUGUUUUGAGCAUAAUUACCAUUGGCUGGUAUUCUAAUUUAAUAAUUAUUCUGUCCUCCAAGGUCCUAUAACCUUUUUUGCCUCCGAUUUCAGUGCUAAAAGUUGUUUAAAUGUAAAACUGACUGCAGGCAAUUUGUUAUGGAUUUCAAUCAGUAAUUGUGUACGUGUAUGUUAUGGUAAUUAAUGGAAAUACAAAUAACCUACGUCUUCCGAGUUUGUAAUACAUCUCUUUGCAUUACGAGGGAUUUUGUUUGAAACCAGAUUGGUGGAACCCACAUUGUUUUUGUUCCAGAACUUGUAGUUUUUGUAAUGUGGGUUUGUGGUCCCUUACACUCUUGGAUGUUUUGAAAGUAGUACUGUAGCAAUAUAUUAUAUAUAAAUAUAUAUAUAUAUAUAUAUAUAUAUAUAUAUAUAUAUAUAUAUAUAUAUAUAUAUAGUAGUGGUGUAUUAGAUUUUUGUCAUCUAUUUUGAAAGUUUGAUGAGUACAUUUAUGAGUUCAUUUGUAUUUUGAAAAUAUGAUCCUACUACUGUUAAAAACAUAAAGUUGUGUAAACUUGGUUCCCGACUAUAUUGAAAUGCAUUAAGCCAACUUGUUAUAGAUGUUGCUUGAGUUUUCUCUUUGACCAUGCUCAGAUUCCUAGCAGACUUUAAAUAACUAGAAACACGUUUUUCAAACAUCGUUGUUUUUUUCUUCAAUCUAAUAUCAGGCCUCUAAGAAUUGAACAUUUUCAGCCAAUUUUUGGGUUAUGCAAAAAUAAAUCGAUUUAACUUCUUUCCUUUUGGCAUAAGCCAUUAUGUCUAGGUAAAUGGAGCCCUAAAUUUGGCACAUUAUGGCUAGGUAAAUGGAGCUCUAAAUUUGGCACAUUAUAUCUAGGUAAAUGGAGUCCUAAAUUUGGCAUAACCCAUUA
Molecule: messenger RNA, 3014 nt
Organism: Gigantopelta aegis
Lineage: Eukaryota; Metazoa; Mollusca; Gastropoda; Neomphalida; Peltospiridae
Product: fructose-2,6-bisphosphatase TIGAR-like
Exons: 5
Coding region: 116-1537 (473 amino acids)
Biological process (GO): fructose 2,6-bisphosphate metabolic process; fructose 1,6-bisphosphate metabolic process; negative regulation of programmed cell death
Cellular component (GO): cytosol
Molecular function (GO): fructose-2,6-bisphosphate 2-phosphatase activity
Source: RefSeq, a predicted model, not a curated record